AUGCCGGCCCCGCAGUGCGCCUGCUGCCACAAGGCCCGCGCCGCCCUCCGCCGCCCGCGCUCCGGCCAAGCGCUGUGCGGCAUCUGCUUCUGUGCCGCCUUCGAGGCCGAGGUGCUGCACACGGUGGUCGCGGGCCGCCUGCUGCCGCCCGGCGCCGUGGUGGCCGUGGGGGCCUCGGGCGGCAAGGACUCCACGGUGCUGGCGCACGUGCUGCGCGAGCUGGCGCCGCGCCUGGGCAUCUCGCUGCAGCUGGUGGCCGUGGACGAGGGCAUCGGCGGCUACCGGGACGGCCGCUCCUGCUGCACCUUCUGCGGGGUGCUGAGAUGGCGGCGGGCGCUGGAGGAAGGGGCGCGCCUCGUGGGAGCCACGCACGUCGUGACGGCUCGGCCCCCGCCCGCCGGCGCCUGCUCCCGCUGCGGGGCGCUGGCCAGCCGCGCGCUCUGCCAGACCUGCGCCCUCCUGGACGGCCUGGACCGAGGCCGACCCCGCCUGGCCAUAUGCCAGGGCCGUCGGGGGCGGGACGAGGUGGGGCCGGCAGCGGGGACUUCGCAGGUGCGGGAGCAGGUCCAGCCCCCAGCCCGAGAAGCCGUUCCCGCUGUCCACACCUUCUAG
Molecule: messenger RNA, 612 nt
Organism: Myotis lucifugus (little brown bat)
Lineage: Eukaryota; Metazoa; Chordata; Mammalia; Chiroptera; Vespertilionidae
Gene: CTU1
Product: cytosolic thiouridylase subunit 1
Biological process (GO): tRNA wobble position uridine thiolation
Cellular component (GO): cytosolic tRNA wobble base thiouridylase complex; mitochondrion
Molecular function (GO): tRNA binding
Source: RefSeq, a predicted model, not a curated record